GAAAUUAAAAUCUCGUUGGUAGAAAAAUUACUAGAAAGGAGAUCUGAGUCUGACUACAACGAUCCCACGAAUCCAAUCGGAAAAGUUUGAAAAAGAUCGAAGAAGAAGAAGAAGAAGAAGAAGAAGAAGAAGAAGAUGUAUCGUCACUUUCCGGCGACGCUCUUACUUUCGGCUCUCUUUUUCUUUCUGGUACCGGAGCUAAGUCCGGUCUGUGAAGCCGUGUGGCUUACCAUUCCCAGGACCGGAACAAAGUGCGUCUCUGAGGAAAUCCAGAGCAAGGUCGUCGUUUUGGCUGAUUACCUCGUCAUCUCCGACGAGCAUUCCAUCUUCCCUACUGUCUCCGUUAAGGUUACAUCACCAUAUGGAAACGUUCUGCACCACAGCGACAACACAACGCAUGGUCAGUUUGCAUUUACAACCCAAGAAUCAGGAACCUACUUGGCGUGUUUUGAAGCCGUAGGAAACAGUCAUGGUAACAAAGAUAUUAGCAUGAACAUUGACUGGAAAACUGGAAUCGCGGCCAAGGAUUGGGACUCCAUUGCUAGAAAAGAGAAGAUCGAGGGUGUGGAGCUUGAGCUUAAGAAACUCGAAGGAGCAGUUGAGGCCAUCCAUGAAAAUCUACUUUACCUCAGAAACAGAGAAGCUGAUAUGAGGAUUGUGAGUGAGAAAACGAACUCGAGAGUCGCAUGGUACAGUAUAAUGUCGCUGGGCAUCUGCAUUGUGGUCUCUGGUUUACAGAUUUUGUACUUGAAGCAAUACUUCGAAAGGAAGAAGCUUAUUUAGAUCAGAGAGUGAUCCACGGAUACUAGAACAACUUUUUCCUCUUGCUUUAAUUUUUUUUUUUUUUUAACGCUCUGUUAUAGUGUAAAAUUUUGUUCACUCAUUUAACUUGUAAGUUUUCUUCGAGUAGACUACAUUAUAUAACUAGACUCCAAUAA
This is a messenger RNA of Eutrema salsugineum, 938 nucleotides long. RefSeq names its product transmembrane emp24 domain-containing protein p24delta4. Gene Ontology annotation, biological process: intracellular protein transport; endoplasmic reticulum to Golgi vesicle-mediated transport; Golgi organization. Gene Ontology annotation, cellular component: Golgi apparatus; COPII-coated ER to Golgi transport vesicle; endoplasmic reticulum-Golgi intermediate compartment. The transcript is spliced from 4 exons. NCBI's taxonomy places the organism in Eukaryota, Viridiplantae, Streptophyta, Magnoliopsida, Brassicales, Brassicaceae. The record is from RefSeq and is a predicted model, not a curated record. The coding region runs from base 136 to 783 and encodes 215 amino acids.